Molecule: messenger RNA, 1634 nt
Organism: Daphnia pulex (common water flea)
Lineage: Eukaryota; Metazoa; Arthropoda; Branchiopoda; Diplostraca; Daphniidae
Product: serine/threonine-protein kinase/endoribonuclease ire-1-like
Exons: 3
Coding region: 251-919 (222 amino acids)
Biological process (GO): IRE1-mediated unfolded protein response; intrinsic apoptotic signaling pathway in response to endoplasmic reticulum stress; protein phosphorylation
Cellular component (GO): IRE1-TRAF2-ASK1 complex
Molecular function (GO): RNA endonuclease activity; ATP binding; protein serine/threonine kinase activity
Source: RefSeq, a predicted model, not a curated record
CAUCUGCAACUCGCCAUCAGUUGGCGAGUUAAGUCAGUCAAGUCUUGGACGGUCGUGAGCGUGAGCCGAGAGAAGAUGGUGUUGACUUGUAUAAUCCUAGACAGGUGCAAGUUGAUAGGGCGGGGCUGUUACGGGACCGUUUACGAAGGGACGUGGAUGAACAGAAAAGUGGCCGUCAAGCGAAUUCAAAUCGAAAACGUUGAAAACAGCAAAGGAGGAGAAGAAGCUCUGCAGAAAUUAGAUCAUCCAAAUGUCGUCAAACUUUAAUCACGUUGAAAGCGACAGUGAUUUCAGAUAUUACGCACUGGAACUGUGCCAAUUAUCGCUGAAUCAACUAUUCAACGGUGACGAGGCCCAGAAAAAGUAUCAAGAGAAAAUGCCCCCAGAAGAAGAAGUUUGCCUCCAGUUGGCCAAGGGAUUGGCGCAUAUUCACGAAAAGGGAUUCAUCUACUGGGAUAUUAAACCCCAAAAUGUUUUCAUUUCUCUCCAUCAUCCGACUGAUGGAGGAAAUGUGUCGAUGAAAUGGGCCGAUUUUGGAUUAAGUUCGCCACUCAACGACAGGGGAAGUUUCUCGACGACCGAGCACAACACACGGCCCGAUAAUUGGCUGGCCCCUGAAAUCUUGCAGAUAAAAAACAAUUUGGAUCGAACAACGCCCCUUCGUCAAGAAGGAACCGUUAAAAGUGACGUUUUUUCCGCCGGUCUCAUUUUCGGCUUUUAUCUUUUAAAAGGACGUCACCCCUACGGCUCACAGUUCAAUAUCCCCGCCAACAUUGUCAAUGACACGCCAGUCAAUUUGAAAGCCAUGGAAGAGCAAAAACAUCCCAUGCACGCUGUCAUCAUGGACAUGUUGAAGAACAAUCCCAACGAGAGGAUUUCAUCGGUCGACGUCAUAACAAGAAUCGCCAACAUUUCAUAGCAAAAACAAACAAAAAUUGAUCUGACUCGCAUUAAAUCAAUUACGACAGGCCAAAAACAAAAAAAUGAUUCUACGUUACUGUCUUUAUUCGCAAUCAAAUUUCCAAUAGUGCUCCAAAUGACUAAGAAAAUUAAUUUGAUUCCUUCACUUGUCUUUUAUCUAUUAUCUGUAUUGCAAAAGGACUUAUGCGGACGUAUGUGAUGCACCCCCAUUUUCUAUUUCCUGCGGAUGGUGACGAUAAAAUGAAAGAUUUAGUUGACAUUUAUCUCACUCAGACUAUAUGCAGUUCUUUUUGGGUCGGUUGAGAUUUCGUUCGUGGUAUUUCUCAUUCCGCUUUUGGGGACAUGGCGGAUGCUGCGGCUAAUCAAAAAAUUUAAGCGCCGACGGUUGAUGAUGUUGGUGACGGUAUAAUCAUAAACGCCUCCACAUCCCGGAAAGUCUCUAAUGGCUGACGGGACAUCAGACGCCACGUACAAAUUAGCGGCAGUGGACCACGACUCACGAAAAUCCACCAGAGAAUUGCUAAAACUUUUGGAUGGGAUCAAAGUGCCUCGGUAUUGGAAUUUAGUGGAUACGUCAGAGAUUUUACUGUUUGUUAGAAAAUGAGCUUAAUGAAUUUUGUACAGGUGAAAAUAAUAUUUGACAUGCAUUAGGCAAUGAUAUUUGGGCUGGGGAGAUAUUUUUAUAAUUCAAUAAUUCAAUGAGUUUGAAAUGA